Prionailurus viverrinus (fishing cat) is the source of this 951-nucleotide messenger RNA. Its product is annotated as olfactory receptor 5AU1. Bases 16 to 951 code for a protein of 311 amino acids. The transcript has a single exon. Gene Ontology annotation, molecular function: G protein-coupled receptor activity; odorant binding; olfactory receptor activity. Lineage: Eukaryota; Metazoa; Chordata; Mammalia; Carnivora; Felidae. Gene Ontology annotation, biological process: sensory perception of smell; G protein-coupled receptor signaling pathway. Gene Ontology annotation, cellular component: membrane. The record is from RefSeq and is a predicted model, not a curated record.
GAGGACUGGAGAAAUAUGGAAGGGGCAAACCUGAGCCAAGAGAUUGAGUUUGAGCUCUUGGGCCUCACCAGGGACCCCCAACUCCAAAGGUUGCUCUUCACGGUAUUCCUGGGCAUGUACACCAUCACUCUGCUGGGAAAUCUGAUCAUGUUCCUUCUGAUUCACGUGAGCACCCCUCUGCAUACACCUAUGUACUCUCUCUUGAAGAGCCUCUCCUUCUUGGACUUCUGCUACUCCUCCACGGUUGUCCCUCAGACCCUGGUGAACUUCUUGGCCAAGAGGAAGGUGAUUUCCUAUUUUGGCUGCAUGGCUCAGAUGUUCUUCUAUGCAGGUUUCGCCACCAGUGAGUGCUAUCUCAUUGCUGCCAUGGCCUAUGACCGCUAUGCUGCUAUUUGUAACCCCCUACUCUACCCACUCACUAUGUCUCCUGAGAUCUGCCUGUCUCUCAUUGUGGGCUCCUACGGUGCAGGAUUUCUCAAUUCUCUUAUCCACACAAGCUGUAUCUUUAGUCUGAAAUUCUGUGGUGCCCAUGUGGUCACUCACUUCUUCUGUGAUGGACCACCUAUCUUGUCUCUGUCUUGUGUGGACACCUCACUGUGUGAGAUCUUGCUUUUCAUUUUUGCUGGUUUCAACCUUUUGAGCUGCACCCUCACCAUCUUGGUCUCCUACCUCCUAAUCCUCAUCACCAUCCUGAGAAUGAACUCAGCCCAGGACAGGUUCAAGGCCUUUUCCACCUGUGCUUCCCACCUCACUGCUGUGUGCCUCUUCUAUGGCACAACACUUUUUAUGUACCUGCGCCCCAGGUCCAGCUACUCCUUGACUCAAGACCGCAUGGUGGCCGUGAUCUACACAGUGGUAAUCCCAAUGUUGAACCCCCUUAUUUAUUCUUUGAGAAACAAAGAUGUUAAGGAAGCUUUAAGAAAGGUUUGGGGCAGGAAAAUAAUGGAAUGA